This is a messenger RNA of Agelaius phoeniceus (red-winged blackbird), 1590 nucleotides long. RefSeq names its product RAB20, member RAS oncogene family (gene RAB20). The record is from RefSeq and is a predicted model, not a curated record. Lineage: Eukaryota; Metazoa; Chordata; Aves; Passeriformes; Icteridae. Gene Ontology annotation, molecular function: GTP binding; GTPase activity.
GCCGCUUCCGGGGCCCCGCCGGGCGGAGCGGGCCGGGCAAGGGGGCGGGAGCGGCCGCCGGCAGGGAACUGAGCCGAGCCGAACCGAACCGAGCCGCGAUGAAGAAGCCGGACGGGAAGGUGGUGCUGCUGGGGGACAUGAACGUGGGCAAGACCUCCCUGCUGCACCGCUACAUGGAGCGGCGCUUCCAGGAGACGGUCAGCACCGUCGGCGGCGCCUUCUACCUGAAGCAGUGGGGGCAGUACAACAUCUCCAUCUGGGACACCGCAGGACGGGAGCAGUUCCAUGGCCUCGGGUCUAUGUACUGCAGAGGAGCGGCUGCUGUGAUCCUCACGUACGACGUGAACAGCCUCCAGAGCCUGACAGAGCUGGAAGAAAGAUUCUUGGCUCUGACAGACAGUGCAAGUGCUGACUGCAUUUUUGCUAUUGUUGGAAAUAAAGUUGACCUCAGUGAUGACUGUACUUUAGCACCGGAUGAAAACAGACCCGGGAAGUCUGGUGCCAGCUGUGGCUCAAAGGUGCGAAAACAAGUCCGUGCAGAGGAUGCAAUCGCGCUCUAUAAAAAGAUACUGAAAUACAAAAUGCUAGAUGAGAAGGAUGUUCCAGCAGCUGAGAAAAUGUGUUUUGAGACCAGUGCAAAGACAGGAUACAAGGUGGACUACCUGUUUGAAACUGUGUUUGAGAUGGUAGUCCCAAUAAUCAUACGGCAGAAAGCUGAGGGGCCACCGCAAACCGUAGACAUCACGGACUACAAGCCAGCCAAAAGGACAAAAUCAGGUUGUUGUGCCUGAACCAUCUAUGUGACAUAGAAAAGGGGAGGGAUUGUUCACUCCAGCAAAAUGAGGACUAUGAACUGCUUGCAGUUGACCAGAAAGGAAAAGUCAAGGAAUAAGUAGACUAAAACGGCGUAUUAAAAAAAGAAAAGAAAAGAAACAAUAAAUCUUCUGACCAUGAAAGGCUUCUGGGAAGCUCUAUGUAUAAAAAAAUGGGAAUGCAAGUGAAAUUAUGGAUUAAGACUUGCCGGUUUCCAUGGGCUCUGAAGACAAGUGGUGUGUUAUUAGAAUGGGUAGUGACAAUCAUUUGGACAGAUUUGAAAGAUUCUGAUUUUUAGUGACUUGCCAUUUCAUGUUGCAUGUAAAUGAUCUGUUUGUGUACUCUUGAAAACUUUCAUAUGAUGAUCUUUUCCCUUACGAUUCUGACUUUGGAAGACUGAACACGCAGUACUUUUUUAUUCUUAAGGAAAAAAAGAAAAUCCAGGUAUAUUUAUAUUUGUAGCUAAUAAAUCAAUUGCAAUCUUUUUAUGUCAGACUUGACAGCAUAUGAUUCAGAAGCUGAACUAUUAAAAUCACUGUGGAUAUGUACUGUUCAUUUGGAGACUUUAUUAAUGAGAAUUCUUCUUCCAUAGUGGGCUUUCAUGUGUUAACAAGCAGUAUCCCAGCUCUGGCUGUUCUAAUUGCAAGUUGCAGGAGGAAUUUUUUUUCUUUCCUUCCAUUUUUCCCUUGUAAUUCUUUUUAAUAUAGGUGGGUUUUGGGGAAGAAAUCAAUCUUAUUUUGUCUGUAUUUUUGUAAAAACCUCUUUUUGGUGCCUUUA